Molecule: messenger RNA, 1701 nt
Organism: Fimicolochytrium jonesii
Lineage: Eukaryota; Fungi; Chytridiomycota; Chytridiomycetes; Spizellomycetales; Powellomycetaceae
Product: mitochondrial protein Pet127-domain-containing protein
Exons: 3
Coding region: 1-1701 (566 amino acids)
Biological process (GO): mitochondrial RNA 5'-end processing
Cellular component (GO): mitochondrion; mitochondrial envelope
Source: RefSeq, a predicted model, not a curated record
AUGUUUUCACACUUGCAAAGUCGCAUACAAGCAGAAGAACGCCAGCAAAAGCAGAAUUCCCGAGGCGCAUGGAACAAAAAGCACAAAAAAUCACCCAUCCCGCCAUCCUCCGACCCCCGCGGCUGGGACUUCCGCUCCGAAUCCGACCGGCAGCUCGUGCCCGAUGGGUGGGCGACCAUCGUCCCUGAACCCUUUGAGCAAUCCACAGCCGCCAUCCCCCUCGAACCGGCCAAAAUCCCGCGACUAGCCCACGGCCUCGAAAAAGUGCUCGAACGGCCGGGGAUACAUUACCUGAAAGACCCAGAGACCGGCGAGUACAAUUUCGACCCAUGGCUGGAGAAUAUCUGUCAGCCGGAGGACUUCGACUAUACGAAAUUGCCUGAGUACAUGAUUGCAUCCACCGACACGAAUGCGCAUCAGAUUGCAAGGAAGCACGGGGCGCGGUACGUCUCCUCCACGUCCUCCAUCACCAGCCUGGUCGCCAAAAUGUACCUACACAUCUCGGAGGAGCGGCCGCCCAACAUCGCCUCCUUCUCGCACGCUCUGGACGGCGAACCACACACCUUCACCAAAACCCAGCGCCUCCCCACAUCCGCCCUUCUGAAAAGCCUGGGCGACGGGCUGUAUGCCGUCGACGCCGACAAGUCUGCUCAAGGAGACAACGGGAACAUCAUGCAGAUUCUGGGAAAAUCGAUGGAGCUAAUGCUGACGGCCCCCCCGGAGAGGUUUGAGAAGUUUACGGUCGCGAAUUCGGCCAAUCUGAAACCUGAGGAGUUGGAUGAGGAUUACCAUCGGUUUACGAAGCUGGACAAGUUCAUGUUAAGGGCGCAGAUGGAUUGUUAUGAUGAGCGGCUGCCGUACAAGACGUUCGAUUUGAAGACGAGGGCCACCUUGGCUGUUCGGAUGGAUCCGGCGGGGUAUAAGGAAAAUCUCGACUACAUCCUCAACAAAGAAGAAGGCCUCAUCAACUCCUUCGAACGCGAAGACUACGACAUGCUCCGCUCCGCCUUCCUCAAAUACUCCUUCCAAGCCCGGAUCGGCGGCAUGGACGGCAUCUUCGUCUGCUACCACAACACCUCCACCGUCUUUGGGUUCCAAUACUUCCCCAUCGCAGACAUGGACCGUUUGCUGUUCGGCACCCCGGAAUUCGGCCAGCAAAGUUUCGACAUCUCCCUCAAACUCCUUGGGCGGUUGCUGGACGCCGUGACCAACGCGUUCCCGGACACGGAUACCCGCGUGACGAUGGGGAGGGGCAUCGAUGGCAAAUUCCACACGUUUGCGGAACCCGUCUCCAUCCCCGCCCUGACCAACAUCCCCGAGCCCACGGCGCCACCCAUGAAAUGGACCCUCCACACCGCGUCCAAGAUCAACGACGAGUUCACCACGCCCCUCUUCUUCACCCCCCCGGACAAGUGGACCGUGCAUUAUAACCUUGUCAAGAGCCCGCAUUCGGGGAGGAGGUUGAGCGAGGAGUGUGAGAAGUUUAGGGAGCUUGCUAGUGGGGAGAAACGGGGUCCGGACGGGAAGAAGGAGAGGGGGAGGAAUUUCAAGUUUAUUGAUUCGUUGAGGAGGAUGGCGGGGUUGCCGCGCAUUGACAGGGGGCUGGGGGAGGCGGGGGAGAGGGAGGAGGGGGGGUGGGAAAGGGAGAGGGAGCGGGAGAGGGGGAGGGAGAGGUUUGAGCGGGAGCGAGUUGGGAGGUGA